AUGGCGUCCAAAAGAAAGCGGACUGAGGCUGGUGGUAGUGCGGAAAUGAAGGUCCCGGAAACUACGAUUACAUUUACGUCCCGCAAGCCUGAAUGGGCGUACUUCCAUCUCGAAUUAGUAACUCAACCAUCCGAAUCUAGCCUUGAAUUCCUCGACCUCCUCACCGCAAAGACAUACCUCACCUCCGCCCUCUCUCAAUUCCUCGGCCUUUCCGGCACCGUCAUUCCCAUCGACAUCCUCAAAUUACAAACAGAAGAACUCCCCACCAGCCCCACAGUGGUAUCGAAGCGAAAAACCCGCAAUAUGUUAUGGAUCAGAGUUCCCCAUGAGGACGCUGCGGCAGUGACGGCAGCGGUGAUAUUUCAUCUAUACCGAAACCGCUCGGCAUAUCGCGUGUUUGGAUUCCUGAAGAGGGAGCUAAUUGUCUCCCUUGUUGAUGAGUCUGCGUUUGAAACCUUGGCAUCCAGCUUCAUGCGCAUGGCACGACAGUGUGCCACCUUGAAAACCAGGAUAUGGGACGCAUAG
Ophidiomyces ophidiicola is the source of this 525-nucleotide messenger RNA. RefSeq lists its product as uncharacterized. Gene Ontology annotation, cellular component: ribonuclease MRP complex; nucleolar ribonuclease P complex. The record is from RefSeq and is a predicted model, not a curated record. Gene Ontology annotation, biological process: nuclear-transcribed mRNA catabolic process, RNase MRP-dependent; tRNA processing; intronic box C/D snoRNA processing. The transcript is spliced from 3 exons. NCBI's taxonomy places the organism in Eukaryota, Fungi, Ascomycota, Eurotiomycetes, Onygenales, Onygenaceae. The coding region runs from base 1 to 525 and encodes 174 amino acids. Gene Ontology annotation, molecular function: ribonuclease MRP activity.